Culex quinquefasciatus (southern house mosquito) is the source of this 644-nucleotide messenger RNA. RefSeq names its product histone H2B-like. The transcript has 2 exons. Bases 1 to 594 code for a protein of 197 amino acids. NCBI's taxonomy places the organism in Eukaryota, Metazoa, Arthropoda, Insecta, Diptera, Culicidae. The record is from RefSeq and is a predicted model, not a curated record. Gene Ontology annotation, cellular component: nucleosome. Gene Ontology annotation, molecular function: DNA binding; structural constituent of chromatin; protein heterodimerization activity.
AUGUUGAUGAUACUGAUUCCGUUGCAACAAUCGGCCGGCGUUUUUAUACUUUCCUUUGCUGCCUGUACGUUCCAUAGGGGCGGAGUAACGAAUGAAGUAGUGUGGGAUAAUAGGGCGAUAGGGGCUGCGCAUGUGUUUCCAUUAUUCGGGUAUAAAAGAGGGUUUCGACGCACGGUCUGGCAUCAGUUCGUUUUGAACCGUGUUAGCAACCAACUCGACGAUGGCACCAAAACCAGCGGUAAGGCCGCCAAGAAGUCCGGCAAGGCCCAGAAGAACAUCACCAAGGGUGAUAAGAAGAAGAAGAAGGUCCGCAGGAAGGAGAGCUACGCUAUCUACAUCUACAAGGUGUUGAAGCAGGUCCACCCUGACACCGGUAUCUCGUCCAAGGCCAUGAGCAUCAUGAACAGCUUUGUCAACGACAUCUUCGAGCGUAUCGCCGCCGAAGCGUCCCGUCUGGCUCACUACAACAAGCGCUCGACCAUCACGUCCCGCGAAAUCCAGACCGCUGUUCGUCUGCUGCUGCCUGGUGAGCUGGCCAAGCACGCCGUCUCUGAGGGUACCAAGGCUGUCACCAAGUACACCAGCUCCAAGUAAAUUCUCUCCCCACCUUCGGAAUCUCCGCACACAAUCGGCCCUUUUCAGGG